Messenger RNA from Microplitis demolitor, 1080 nucleotides. RefSeq names its product baculoviral IAP repeat-containing protein 7-B-like. The coding region runs from base 1 to 1080 and encodes 359 amino acids. Gene Ontology annotation, biological process: positive regulation of protein ubiquitination; negative regulation of apoptotic process; regulation of cell cycle. NCBI's taxonomy places the organism in Eukaryota, Metazoa, Arthropoda, Insecta, Hymenoptera, Braconidae. The record is from RefSeq and is a predicted model, not a curated record. The transcript has a single exon. Gene Ontology annotation, molecular function: cysteine-type endopeptidase inhibitor activity involved in apoptotic process; ubiquitin protein ligase activity. Gene Ontology annotation, cellular component: cytoplasm; nucleus.
AUGUCGCAGAACCGCGGGCAAUCACCUAGGCGAAGGACGCCUACUCCGACACUAACCAUUGGUUACGGGCCACACUCCCAUGUCACAGUACCACGAUUUAUCCAGUAUGCUUGCGAACAACGUCGAUUCGAGACUUUCGCCGGCUGGACGGGUCCUCCAACGUUACUACGAGACCUGGCCGCUGCGGGGUUCUUUUACAUUGGCGUCGGAGAUCAAGUAACGUGCUAUGAGUGUGCGGUACGAAUUGGCCGAUGGGAAGAGGGCGAAGACCCGGUAGCCAGCCAUCGGCGUUGGCAGCCCAAUUGCCGGUUCGUUCAAACUCUACCUAUCGUCGAUAUAACAUUAACUCCAGUCCCAGCCCCUACGCCAGCUGAGCAACCCGGACGGGGGAGUCUCCUCAUGGACGGGAAUUAUUUUGUUAUACCUGACCCUCCCGCCGAACAGAGUUCACCCAAGGUCCCACAAUUCCUCAAACUUGGGCACCUGAAUCUAGCGAAACCACGGGGCCCCAUGUAUCCCGAAUGUUCGAGCUACGAACGAAGACUUGAAAGCUUCCACGACUGGCCAACCACUAAUCUCCAAUCCAAGGAACGGUUAGCGGAAGCCGGAUUCCUGUACGCCAAUUGUAACGACCAGACCCUGUGCUUCCACUGUGGUGGGGGACUAAAAUAUUGGAUAAAGGAAGAUGAUCCAUGGGUCGAGCAUGCGAAAUGGUUUAAUAAAUGUUAUUGGUUAUGGUCAGUAAAGGGCCAGUCAUUCAUCGAUCGUGUCCAAGAACAAAUGGGCAUUCCAAUACUCCCAGAUAACCCUGAGCCCCCAGAGCGGGUAAUUAGAGUGUCCGAGUGCGAACGCGAGCCCGAAAUUUGUCGCGAAGAGGGAAGCGACGCGGAAACGGUUGUUGAAUCCACAUGGGGGACUGAAGACCAAAAUCGGUGUAAAAUAUGCCUGUGCGAGGAGCUGGGAAUAGUAUUUCUACCAUGUGGCCAUUUGGUAGCCUGCGCGAAGUGUGCCCCUAGUUUAACCCGCUGCGCUGUCUGCCGAGAACUUAUUGUCUUGGUAGCCCGCGCUAUAAUUUCGUAA